CUUCCCUCCUAGCUUGUGUCUGCUACCCCAGGACCACCGCCCACCAGAAUUUUGGAACUCCAACAAGAUGGCUGCUGGUGUGAUCCGGUCUGUCUGUGACUUCCGGUUGCCUCUACCAACACACCAGUCCUUCCUGCCCACAGACCUGGAGGCUCCAGAAACUUCUGAAGAGGAAGAAGAGGAGGAGGAGGAGGAGGAGGAAGAGGAGGAGGAAGAGGAAGAGAGAGACCAGGAGCUGCAAGAUGAGGUGCCACAGGGCUGUAGACCAGACUCCCAGAGCUCAGGAGUGGCUCCCCAGAGUCCCAGCAGCCCUGAGACCCCAAUGCAGCUGCUGCGCUUCUCAGAGCUCAUCAGUGGCGACAUCCAGCGGUACUUUGGACGCAAGGACACAGGGCAGGACCCAGAUGCCCAAGACGUCUAUUCUGACAGACCACCAGCCGGCCGCUCCGCCCGGGACCUGUACUAUGCCGACCUAGUAUGCCUGGCCGGGGAUGGGCCCCCAGAGGAUGAGGAGGCUCCUGAACUCAGUGUGCCUUUGCCUGGGGGGCCUGAGGGUCAGGUGCACAGGCUGGGCCCCAGAGGAGACAGGGUGCCACCACUGGGCCCCCUGGCCGAGCUCUUUGACUAUGGGCUUCUGCGGUUCUCCAGACCCAGAGUGUCAGCCUGUCAAAGACUGAGGCUGGAGCGCAAGUACAGCCACAUCACCCCCAUGACCCAGAGGAAGCUGCCACCAUCCUUCUGGAAGGAGCCUGUGCCCAACCCUCUAGGCCUCCUGCAUCCAGACACACCGGAUUUUAGUGAUCUUCUGGCCAGCUGGUCUGCUGAGGGUAGCGCCGAGCUGCAGAGUGGAGGUACCCAGACCCUGGAGGGGACACAACUGACUGAGAUCUAA
Messenger RNA from Peromyscus eremicus (cactus mouse), 892 nucleotides. RefSeq names its product proline and glutamate rich with coiled coil 1 (gene Percc1). The coding region runs from base 68 to 892 and encodes 274 amino acids. Lineage: Eukaryota; Metazoa; Chordata; Mammalia; Rodentia; Cricetidae. The record is from RefSeq and is a predicted model, not a curated record. The transcript has a single exon.